Molecule: messenger RNA, 1260 nt
Organism: Phytomonas sp. Hart1
Lineage: Eukaryota; Euglenozoa; Kinetoplastea; Trypanosomatida; Trypanosomatidae
Source: the annotation of a GenBank genome assembly
AUGAGAGCUAUACAAUGCGAACUGGCUUCUUCGACUACAAAAGAAACUAAAAUAACUGAAGUGGCCAAUAUUUUCCCAACGACUCUCGAGCCUACAUCGGUGCUGUCUGACACGAUCCAAUUCGUCGAGAAGGUUUUUAAUAUUUCUGCAACCAUGGAGGAAACUAUAAAAGUAAUAAACAAUGAAUUUUCCUCAAGGUUGGGUGUUGGGUCGCGAACUUAUUACGUCAAUGCCGAUGAUGCACUGCUUUGUGACCCCAUUAAUCACAGUGCCGCUCCACUGAAUGAUACUACCGCUGUGGGCAGGAGUGCCAGUAUAAUGAGUCCCUAUGAACUUGAUAGUACUAUAUACCUACCGCUGGUUGUCGAUGGUGCUCUGGUUGGGUGUAUUGAAUCUCCUGAAGGUUGUCUAAAGAGUAUUGAUAUUUCAUCCAUGGCAUCUAUGCUACGCAUUGCAGCAGCAGCUCUCCGCAAUGCCAUUCAAGCGAGUCGACUACAAUGGGAAACCCAAAAAGCUGAAGCAAUGGUAGCCAUGGCGACACGUCUCGCUCGCGACACUCUGGAUGAAACUGUGUUGGUCCAGUCGAUCAUGAGCACAGCGAAGGAACUGACUGAGAGCGAUCGCUGCAGUGUGUUUCUAGUUAAGGAAGAUGGCACGCUGGAGGCACACUUUGAGGAUGGGAGUAUCGUUGGCAUGCCAGCCGAUGCUGGUAUCGCUGGAUAUGUCGCACGGACUGGAAGUACUGUUAACAUCCCAGAUGCAUAUAAAGACAAUCGCUUUAAUCGUCAGGUUGACAAAUCGACUGGCUAUCACACCAAAACGAUCCUUUGCUUACCAAUCAUGCAUGAAGGCUCCAUCGUGGCGGUAGCACAACUCAUCAAUAAGUUGGAUUUUGUGACGGACAGUGGACUGCAUUUACAACGUACCUUUGUUCAGCGCGACGAAGAGUUGUUUGAAACGUUUUCUAUGUUUGCAGCUGCCUCACUACGCAAUUGUCGUACCAAUGAGAACUUAUUGAAGGAAACUAAGAAAAUUGAAGUUAUCCUCGAUGUUGUGACGCUUCUGUCGAACACGGACAUUCGGGAUGUGGACAGCAUUGUGCAACAUGUGCUGCAUGGUGCGAAGCAGUUGCUGAGUGCGGAUCGUUCUUCACUGUUUCUACUGGAUAAAGAGCGCAAUGAGUUGUACAGUCGUAUGGCGGACAGUGUGAGCGGCGGUGAGAUUCGUUUUCAAUGGGGCAGGGUAUCGCGGGUAAGGUAG